AGCUUCCCGCGCAUGCGUAGGAGCGAGUAGCCGGGGAACGCGGCGACACAAGGAGGCAGGAGACGCUUCAGGCGCGAGGCCGGCGGCGGUUUCUCCAUCAACGCCCACUUCAGAGUCUCGUGGACUUCGAGCACUGGGGCUGCGAAAAGGAAUUUAGUGAGGGAGAAAAGAAAGCCGAAGAAUCCGGCUAUCAAGAAAACCCUCUUUCUCUGUUGUCGCCGAGGGAAGCGGAAGUGCCGCCAUCUUGAAGAGAGGCAAGAUUUAAGGACGCGUUUCACAGGGCGCCAUGGCGGAGCCGGAGAGCCUUGAGGUGAUGGUGAAAACCUUGGACUCUCAGACAAGGACCUUCACGGUGGAGGAAGAGAUCACAGUGAAGGAGUUCAAGGAGCACAUCGCGGGCUCGGUCAGCAUCCCCUCGGAAAAGCAGCGCCUCAUCUACCAAGGGAGAGUCCUGCAAGACGACAAGAAGCUGAAAGAAUACAAUGUCGGAGGCAAAGUCAUCCACUUGGUGGAACGUGCCCCCCCGCAGACGCAGUCGCCCUCGGGGGGCCCCUCUGGAGCCGGCUCAUCCUCCAUCCCUCACAACGGUGCGGGCCCCCGGGGGAGCGGCCCCACGGUGCACGACCGCAACGCCAACAGCUACGUCAUGGUGGGAACCUUCAACUUACCAGUAAGCAUUAUGGAUCAGCAACCGCCCACGCAAAGCGAUGGAUCAUCUGUGGACGUUCAUAUAAAUAUGGACCAGGCUCCCAUACAGAGCGAGCCUCGCGUCCGUCUCGUCAUGGCCCAACAUAUGCUGCGGGACAUCCAGGGCAUCCUGGGCCGGCUGGAGGGUCACGCCAACGGCCAAGCCGCAUCAGGGCCCGAGGAGACGGCGCCCGCCGGCCACGCGGAACGGGAACCGAUGGAGGGCGCGGAAUCCGAGCCUCCCAGCGAGCCCACGCCUGCGGAGGAGACGCCCCCGUCCGGGACCGAGCCGCCCCCCGCGGCCGAGGCUGCCGCCCCCAACCACCCGUCGCCAGGCGAGUACGUGGAGGUGCUGGGCGAGCUGCGUGGGGUGGAGAGCCGGCUCCAGCCCUUCCUGCAGAGGUACGAGGAGAUCCUGGGCACCGCCGGCACCGCCGACUACAACAAUAACACUGAAGGCCGUGAAGAGGACCAGCGGAUGAUCAACCUGGUGGGGGAGUCGCUGCGCCUCCUGGGGAACACCUUUGUCGCCCUCUCGGACCUGCGCUGCAACCUCUCCUGCAGUGCCCCCCGCCACCUCCAUGUGGUGCGGCCCAUGUCCCACUACACAGCCCCCAUGGUGCUGCAGCAGGCGGCCAUCCCCAUCCAGAUUAACGUCGGCACCACGGUCACCAUGACGGGCAACGGGGCCCGCGCCCCCCAGGCCGGCUCGGAAGGCUCCGCGUCCCCCCCCCAGGCUGUCGCCCCCUCCCAGCCGUGCACUUCCAGCACGCCAGAGGCCGGCCGGCCUUCCGAGGGGUCGGCUCCGCCCUCCGCCCCAGGGGCCGCCCCUACUCAGACGCAGGCCUCCCAGACAGGCCACCCCCGCGUGAUCCGCAUCUCCCACCAGACGGUGGAACCCGUGGUCAUGAUGCACAUGAACAUACAGGAUUCCGGCUCCUCGAUGGGAGGGAGCGCCUCUGGCGGAGUGCCGCCCACCGGACCGGCCGGGCCGACCGGGCACGCCCAAGGAAUGGGCGCUGCCGCCGCUCACCUGCCGCUCCCCAGCCUCCCGCCGGAGUUCAUGCAGGCGGUGGCCCAUCAGAUCACGCAGCAAGCCAUGGCUGCGGCUGCCUCUGCUGCCGCUGCAGGCCAGCAAGUCCCCAGCUUUCCGUCGGCUCCGACGCGCGUCGUGAUCGCCCGGCCCUCCGCGCCUUCCGUCCGGCCCACUCACCCUGGGUCGCCCCAGGCUCCGGGACAAGGGGCGCCCGGCUUGGGCGGGAACGCUUCAUUGGCCCAGAUGAUCAGUGGCUUGGUGGGGCAGCUGCUCAUGCAGCCGGUGAUAGUAGCUCAGGGCAGCGGGCCGCCCUCCUCCUCCUCCGUCAGCACCCAAGCGACCUUCAGCCCCAGCAACUCCGCCUCCCCGCCCACCGCCUCAGCCAGCGCCGGCACGACCAACACGGCCACCACCGCUGCGGGGGGCAGUUCGGCGGGGGCCCCCGGGGGGCCCCUCCCCUCUGGCCAGCCUCCGACGGCGGCUGCCGAGCUCCAGUUCUCUCAGCUGCUGGGCAACAUCCUGGGAGCGGCGGGCUCCAGCAUGGCCGGGGUGGCGGGCGUGGGCUCCCCCACCAUCACGGUGGCCAUGCCGGGCGUCCCGGCCUUCCUGCAAGGCAUGACGGACUUCCUCCAGGCGACGCAGAUGGGGGCGGCUGCCCCGCCCCCUCCUGAGCAGGCUUCGCCCCCACCGCAGCCGGCGGCGUCUCCCCCUCCCCCACCGCCCCCUCCCCCUCCUCCCCAAAGCGGCACGGAGGCGCCACCAGCCAGUGUGGCCGGUGGCGGCGGCGGCGGCGGCAGCAACGGGCGUGGGCCGGCGGAGGCGCUGCCGCUGGAGUUCUUCACCAGCGUGGUCCAGGGGGUGCUCUCCUCCAUGAUGGGCUCGCUCAGCGCCCAGCAGGGCAGCACCGAGAGCAUCGCCGACUUCAUCCAGCGCCUGAGCGGCACCAGCAAUAUCUUUGAGCCCGGCACGGAAGGGGCCCUCGGCUUCUUUGGCGACCUGCUUUCUCUGAUCUGCCAGAACUUCUCCAUGGUGGACGUGGUGAUGCUCCUGCACGGGCAGUUCCAGCCCCUGCAGCGGAUCCAGCCCCAGCUCAGCCACUUCUUCCGCGAGGAGUACCUGCACGGCCAGGAGCCCACCGAGCGCAACGUCCGGAUGGCCACUAACCAUUUGAUUGACGGCUUGGAGGAGUACAUCCGGGAGAGUUUUGCCUCUGUCCGAGUCCACGACGGCGUCGACAUCACCCGCUCCAACCUGGAGUUCUUGCAGGAGCAGUUCAACCGCAUCGCCACGCACAUCCUGCACUGCGCAGAUAACACCUUUGGGUACCGGCUGCUGGAGCUGUGCAACCAGGGCCUGUUUGAGUGCUUGGCGCUGAACCUCUACUGCUUGCGAGGCGAGCAGGCAGCCCUGACCACCGUCAUCAGCGACCGCAUUAGGCGGAUGUCGGCGGACAUGAACCCGUCCCUGGUGAGCUGGCUCACCACCAUGAUGAGCAUGCGCCUGCAGGACAUCCUGGAGCACAUGCCCGUCACAGAGGAGCAGAUCCUGCACUACGUGCGCCGGGUGGGCGAUCCGCCACAGCCUGCUCCUGAAGAGCCCAUGGACCUCCAGGCUGCAGAGCAGCUGCCUGAAACCCUGCAGCGCGACAGUGCCGCCUCCCCGGCCCCGGCCACCACGGCGGAGGAGGCCAUGCCCCAGCAGCGAGGGGAGCCGGAGCACGAGGAGCCGCAAGGAGAGCCCCCUGCCCCCGACGCGGAGCCCUGGGCUGCGGCGGUGCCCCCCGAGUGGGUGCCCAUCAUCCGGGAGGACAUCCAGAGCCAGCGCAAGCUCAAGCAGCAGCCGCCCCUCAGCGAUGCCUACUUGAGCGGCAUGCCCGCGAAGCGGCGCAAGACGAUGCAGGGCGACGGCCCCCAGCUGCUGCUGUCUGAGGCGGUCAACAAAGCUGCCAAAGCCGCCGGCGUGAAACCUCUGACGAGCGCCGAGAGCUUGAGCCGGGACCUCGCCGAGCCGGCGCUGCAGGAAGGCUACCGACAGCAGCUGAAAUCCGAUUUGCAGAAGCGGCUGCAAGCUGAUGCGAGCUUCACUCCCCAGCGGUUCCCCAACGCCCAGCAGGCCUUUGUGGCCGAGGACUCGUAAUGGCUGCUGCCCAGGCCCUCCUGGGCUGGGGCCGCACUCUCCCUGGGGCUGCCUCUUUGCCCGUCGCGCACGAUGCAGGCAGCCAUCCCCCUUCUCAGGCCAGAUAUUUAAGUUCCUUCCCACUUCCUCCCCCCCACCUUCUGGUUGCUGUGACCUUCUCCCCCAGUGGAGUGUCCAAGUUGCUGCUGAAAUCAAGUCAAUAAAGCCACUUGUCCAGGGCCUGGUUGUACUUGCA
Molecule: messenger RNA, 4094 nt
Organism: Elgaria multicarinata webbii
Lineage: Eukaryota; Metazoa; Chordata; Lepidosauria; Squamata; Anguidae
Gene: BAG6
Product: BAG cochaperone 6
Exons: 26
Coding region: 287-3859 (1190 amino acids)
Cellular component (GO): BAT3 complex
Molecular function (GO): polyubiquitin modification-dependent protein binding; misfolded protein binding
Source: RefSeq, a predicted model, not a curated record